Molecule: messenger RNA, 2521 nt
Organism: Nematostella vectensis (starlet sea anemone)
Lineage: Eukaryota; Metazoa; Cnidaria; Anthozoa; Actiniaria; Edwardsiidae
Product: adenosine receptor A2a
Exons: 1
Coding region: 777-1691 (304 amino acids)
Biological process (GO): G protein-coupled receptor signaling pathway
Cellular component (GO): membrane
Molecular function (GO): G protein-coupled receptor activity
Source: RefSeq, a predicted model, not a curated record
CAGAAGUGAGAAAAUUGAUAUUUUCCUUACUGGAUUUUUGUUGUUGUUGCUGUUCCUUUAAGAAUUCAACGAAAAGAAAAUUAAGGACGCCACGAUAGUUUAAGUAUAAUAACAGCUACUAGAAAGCUCUUGAGAGAAAAUGGCAUUAAGAGCGAAAGCCCCUAAGCGCCAAGCGCCAGAAUGGCAUUCUUCAUCAGGAAGUGGCUAAUUUAGAUCUCGUGUCCGUCUUAACCCCAAAAGGUCAGGUCAUCUUAGCUGCUCCAAAAAUGCGCCGUGCGUGGGCAGAUUGCACGGAUCUGCAGUUUCCGCUGUAGGGUUUAAAAGUACGGACUCGUGGAACAGGUCUAGCUCAUUGAGAGAAAGUUGAGAGAAAGAAAGACAACAAGGAGAAGAGAACAUUGUUAACAGUUAAUCAGCGCAAAAAGUCAAGCAAAGAGAAAUCCGCUGACUUCAGAGGCAAAAAAAGAAGUUUCCUAAAGCAAGUCUUGUAAAGGCUGACGAAUACAAGGCUGUUAAAAGUACGGAGAGAACCAAGAUUGAAGCUAGGAUUUUCAGAGAAAUAAAAAGACACUGGACAAGACAACUGAUAAAAAUCCUAUUUUCAAAAAUUCCGUUGGUGUACAAGCACUUCAUUGCUAAGAUAUUUGACAUUCAAACAACUGGAGCCUAUUACGAAGAGUACGAAAAAAAUACUCUAAGAAGCUAUAAAGCUGACAAAGCUCAAAACCAAGAUAACCAAGAACAACUCAAAGAGCCAUCCAAUCCAAUUCCACGGGAUGAUCUAUCCGCUACCAAUGACUAUAGUCCUAGCCGUGCUAGGAGGACUCAUCACCAUCGAGAAUCUCUUCGUUUGUUCCCUCGUGCUGAGAUACAAGCAGUUACGAAGUCACACAAAUGGGUUCGUAUUCUCGCUAGCGCUAGCUGACCUCGCCUACGGAUCUCUGGUUAUUCCAGUCCAUCUCGCAAUCCCGCCAAAACUCCUCCAUAAUUACCUUCUGGCGCUCGUGCUGAUGGCGAACAUCUCCACCUUGCUUGCCGUGACUCUGGACCGCUUCGUCGCCGUGCGCCACCUUCUGCUCUACACUACCUUUAUGAGGAAGUACUUCUGGGUUAUCGUCGGCGUUUCCUGGGCUUUCCCGAUAGCGGCGUCGCUUCUACCGCUUAUUUGGGACUCAGACGCGACGCAUUUUGCGCACGAGAUCUAUAUCUAUUGUAUCUUAGCGGUAGGAAUUCUCCUGCCGUAUCUACUCAUCCUAGCCGCGUAUAUCGCGAUUUUCCACACCGUCCGCCGCCACGCGCGUUUUCUAACGCAAUUUCCCGUAACCGCCGACAACAAAGAAGCGCACGAGGAAGGACGUCGCGUUUGCGCCGAAGCGCGCGUCGCCCGUAUUUUCGCCGUAGUCGCGGCGAUCUUUGUCAUCAGUUGGCUGCCUGUAGUUUACAUGACGUUUGUGGGUAAUAUGGAUCGACUUGAUCUGAUCCCGAGGUGGUUAACAACGGUUUCAUGGCUGACUCUCUCGGUUGGCUCGCUCGUCAAUGCGCCUAUCUACGCUUUCAUGAAAAGAGACUUCCGUGACGUCAUCAGCAAAUUCGCACUCUCCACGCGCGCCAUCGUAUCGCGAAAAAGAGAGGAAAAGGAGGCGGAGAUGGAGAUUGGCACGUUUCACGUGACUGUUGUCGCAGAAGAGUGACAAUUAUACACAUUCUAGCUUUGGGAUAUGGGGGCAAGAGAUUGUGAGAAAAUGGCAUAGAGUGAAAUAAUUAAACAGUGCAACAUCCUUGUUCACUCCAUAUAAAGAGGAUUUUUCUGACUUACUCUAUAUUUAAAGGUUUUCGUAAACGUGCUGUUAACUCCAACCAAGUCUAAGAAACAGAUGGGGAGUAGGGACUACCUUUACGUGAUACAGAUUAUAUAUACAUAGGAUCUAUAUUGCUUAUAUUUCAAGGUUUUAGUAAACGCGUCGUCUUCAUCCGCUUUAUUGGAGAUGAACAUACCAAAAUAUUGUACCAAUAUGGCAGGGUUGUUAUUUAUUCCGCAUAAUUUCAAUGUUUCCGAGCUUCCUUAAGUAAGACUUAAAUCACUCAGUUCCCAUGUAAGUGCCCCUUCUAGAUAUUCACAGACUAAUGUAAGCAGGAUUUUGUAGAUCCUAUUACACUUGCUAAUCUCGUGUGCAAACUUAUUGUAUCAAACAUACGCGUGUGUUAUAGUGUGUGUGGUAAUAUUGUGUGAAGAGCUCAACUUGCCUGGAUAAAGAGAUUUUUCAUAAGCUUUCUUUUAACUAUGAAUACUGGGUAGAAAAGUUAGUAAUUACCUGUUUGAAGAACAUUUCUAUUCAAAUAGUGCAUCUCUUUUACUUAUCCGAUGGUUAUAGGAAAAUGGACUUCAUGUCUUAUAGAUAAAGAAACUUUAUAGAUGAAUAAACUACUGAUAUCAAUACUCGAUACUUUUAGUGUUUAAAAAUGUUUAACGUAUAUCUCAGAUAUUUUUUAUUGAGACAAAUAAAGAGUGAUCUUAAAUCAA